Molecule: messenger RNA, 522 nt
Organism: Cladophialophora yegresii CBS 114405
Lineage: Eukaryota; Fungi; Ascomycota; Eurotiomycetes; Chaetothyriales; Herpotrichiellaceae
Product: 50S ribosomal protein L13
Exons: 2
Coding region: 1-522 (173 amino acids)
Biological process (GO): negative regulation of translation; translation
Cellular component (GO): mitochondrial large ribosomal subunit; ribosome
Molecular function (GO): structural constituent of ribosome; mRNA binding
Source: RefSeq, a predicted model, not a curated record
AUGUCGCAAACGAUAGGCAAGACCCGUCUGGCCUACUCCCGCACAUGGCAUUACAUCGACGUGGGCAGUGAUUCUCGCCCGCUAGGCCGCGUGGCUUCCAGCAUUGCGACUUUCCUCAUGGGCAAGCAUAAACCCAUCUACGACCCUUCAACAGACUGCGGCGACUACGUCGUCGCCUGCGGCUGCCACGACAUCCACGUUACAGGCAAGAAGCGCCAGCAAAAGCAAUACUACACGCACAAUACGCGGCCGGGGUCGCUGAAGCAAAUGUCUAUGGAGAAGAUGAUCGAGAAAUGGGGCGGAGGUGAGGUGUUAAAGAAGGCGGUUAGGGGGAUGUUACCAAAGAAUCGACUGCGGGACAAGCGACUGGCCAGAUUAAAGGUAUUCGAGGGCACGAAACAUCCGUACAAGGCGAAUAUUGUCAAGUUUGAGGGUCGGCCGUUCACAGGGGAUCAGCCAGAGACGGGCCCGGUCAUGGCUGCGAUUGAGGCAAGUAAGGAUGCGAAGGAAGGUCCUUUAUAA